AUGUUCGCUAUUUGGGUGCGGCGCUGUUUGGUUGCGGCGCUGUUUGGGUGUGGCCCUGUUUGGGUGUGGCGCUGCAUCCUUAGCCAUAAAGAAGUCGGGAAUUGUCAAGGAAGUGCUCUUCUCGUUGAACAAUUGCUACCGCAGGACAAUUGCUAUUAUAGCCUCAAAAUUUAUCCAAAGCUUCUCAUUCAGAUGCCAGAAGAAGAGGCUUUUGCCGUUCUUGUCCCGAUUGUUGGAGAAAUGGAGAACUACAGACUCCGAGAGUUGGUGAAUAGG
Molecule: messenger RNA, 276 nt
Organism: Mesorhabditis belari
Lineage: Eukaryota; Metazoa; Nematoda; Chromadorea; Rhabditida; Rhabditidae
Source: the annotation of a GenBank genome assembly